GCCCAAGAAAAUCACAGUUCCAAAAAAGAAAAAAAGGAAAGGGAAUGAAAGCAAACUGGCUUUGUAAUAAAUAAAUAAAUAAACUAAAAAAAAGGAUGGGGGAGGGGGCACAGAGACUGUUUAGGUGUAGGGUGCAGAAUUCGAUGCUACGCCCCUGGUUACUGUUGACCUCAAUAAUCUGCCUCAUAUGCUAACAAACAGUAUUUGUUUGAGGGUGUAACGUUGUUGGACAUACCGGGGAAAAAAUCAUAACUUUUUUUUUUUAUUAUUUUUUUUAUCAACAACACAUUUGUCUACUUUAUUUUACUUUGCCCAAAAAAGUUGCAACAUGAAAACUGGGACCGGAAGUGCCGUGGGUAGUAUGGCUACCUUGACACUGUUGUGGUAACGAGGUGCAGCUGCGGUAGUUGAAGAGCGGUAGACGUGAAGCAGAGGACAGGAGACUGGGCCCAACAGGAGUCAGUGGACAGCAUAAAUGGCCCCGGUGCCUCCGGAGUGAAGAAUGGGCUCCCCGCUAUCGCAGCCAUGGCCAGAUCCACCAACAGAAGCGCCGAGGACGGGGACUCGCGGGUAAGCGCCCCCACGGACCGCGGAGAGGCGCGGGACCUGGCCGAGCCCCGGGAACUGUCUCUGGAGGAGGUGCUGAAGUCCUACGAGCAGCCCAUCAACGAGGAGCAGGCAUGGGCGGUGUGCUACCAGUGCUGCAGCGGGUUGAGGGUGCCCCGCCCGCCGGCCGGGAGAGUCAGGCGGGUGAAGGACCCGUCCUCCAUCCUCCUGCACAGGGACGGAACCGUGUCACUGCAGCACGAGCCCCGACACAACGAUGACACAGAUGGGCCUCCUGCUCCGCCUGCUGCAGAGCACCAGCUGGUCCAGUCGCUGGGUGUGGCCAUCUACCGAGCUCUGGACUGGGGACUGGAUGACAGCGAGGAGCGGGAGCUCACCCCCCAGCUGGAGAGCCUCAUUGAACGCAUGGCUGGGGGGGAGCAGGUUGGAGAGGGUGACAGCACCGCUGGGAACGGUACUAAAGAUGAGGGGUACAGCGGCCAGGAAGAGGAGGAGGAGGAGGAAGAGGAGGAGGAGCAGGAGGGAGCAAUAAGGCCGGUGUGUACAUUCCGCCAAGUGAUGGCGCUGUGUGCGUCUCGGCUGGCUAACCCGAGCUUGGCUCCGGAGCACUACCAGGCUGUCUGCAGGGCUCUGUUUGUAGAGACUCUGGAGCUACAGACCUUCCUCAUCAAGAUCAGAGAUGCUAAGGAGAUGCUGAGGAAGAUCACAACAGAGGAAACGCUGGAAGACAGGUCUACCGCAGAGCUGGACGCAUUGAAGCAUAGAGACUGGGCACGUUUGUGGGUGCAGCUGAUGAAGGAGCUCAGACAGGGAGUGAAGCUGAAGAAGGUGCAGGAGCAGCCGUUCAACCUGCUGCCCACCGAGUUCAGCCUCACACCCUUCGAGAUGCUGAUGCAGGACAUACGAGCUCGCAAGUUCCAGCUACGCAAAGUCAUGGUGGACGGUGACAUUCCUACCAGAGUGAAGAGGAAUGCCCAUGAAAUGAUACUGGAUUUCAUCAGAUCAAGACCUCCACUUAAACCAGUUUCAGAGCGCAGCCUUCCGCCUCCUCCACCGCAGCAGCAGUCCCUCCAUGACCAGGUCCUGGCUGAGAUCAAGCAGGAGAGAAAGCUCAGGCCUGUAUCCCUGCCCAGCUCCAGAUCAUUUGGCUCUCUGCCCUGCCUGGCUCAGACUUGUCCUUGUAACGUCAAAUCAACUUCAUGCAUCGACCUGUCCGUGUCGGAGCCAGGCCCCCGGCAGCCGUCCCGCCCUCGUAUCCUGCUCAAGGCUCCGACUUUGGCUGAGAUGGAGGAGAUGAACAUAUCUGAGGAGGAGGAGUCCCCAGACAACGGGGAGCUGAGGAGGGCAGAGAGCUCCCCAACACCUCUGAAAAGAGAUCGCUCCUUCUCAGAGCACGACCUGGCCAUGCUCCGUGCCGAGAUGCUGCCUUCGCUCUCUGAGUCGGGGCAGCUGGUCGGGGCGGUCAGGCUGAGGGGUGAGAGGCCUCGUUCCAGGACGCUGACCGGUGCCGGGCCUCCUCCUUAUCACAGAGCCUCCUUCCCAGUUCACGGCUGGGUGCCGCCCUCUCCGGCCCGCCUGUCUCUGAGUUCAGUCGACGAGACCACAGAGGGUUCAGAAACGACGUCUGGCUCCAGAGCUGGAGACGAGCACCAGUGGAUGGAGGAGUUCAGCCACCCUGUGGAGAGUCUCGCCUUAACAGUGGAUGAGGUCAUCAACGUGCGCAGAGUGCUGGUAAAAGCAGAGAUGGAGAAGUUUUUUCAGAGCAAAGAGCUCUACAAUAAUCUGAAGAAAGGCAAGGUUUGUUGCUGCUGCAGAGUGAAAUUCCCUCUCUUCUCAUGGCCAUCUACCUGCUUACUGUGUAAAAGAUCUGUCUGCGGCUCCUGCAGUGCAAAGAUGAAGAUUCCCUCAAAGAAGAUGGCCCAUAUUCCUGUGUACACUGUAGGCUUCCAUAGCACUCCAAAGAACACUGGACACAAAAGCCAAGUCUAUAAGUCCCUGCGCACCUUAUCUCGCCGCUCAGUGGAGGAGGAGUUCCCCCACCUGUACGCUCACGGCUGCACACUGCGUGACAUCUGCGCUGAAUGCACCAAAUUCGUGGCUGAUGUCAUUUCCUCAAGCCGCCGGAGUCUAGACAUCCUCAACAACACUCCCAAGAGGGAGGCCAAAGCUGCUGCUGCCCCUCAGAGACCACCGCUGCAACGUCAAUCACACCUCGAGACUUGCCCUCAACCACACCCUCCCCAGCCUCACCCUCAGUGUCACCCUCCACCUCACCCACAGUCACAGUGUCACCCCCCGCUCCCUCCCCAGUCCCAUUAUCAACAGCAGCGGCUUCUUGCAUCAUCGCCGUCUCUGUCGCCGCAGUUCCACACCAAGACGAUCAACAACAUGAACCAAUGACUGACUUUUUAUCCCUUUCUGCCCACACACACACUCCCGAAUGAGUCGAGCUCCUGCACUGCACUGUUCACACACACAUGCACAGAAAGAGUAGGGUUCUUACAGGGUUCUGGUGGUUACAUGCACAUCAGUGAUGACUCAAAACAGCCAUUGGACUGGUUCAAACCAUAAAUGAGAAUACAUAUUCCAGUGAGGGUCCUUGGAGUAUUAAGUGCGUUAUUACUGUAACAGUUAUGCUAUGAUAUAUACAGAUAAAAAACUUUUUCUGGAGCUGUAUAGAACCCUUUUUAGUAAGAAUGUAGUGACUCUAAACGACCACCACCUCACCCAUUAUCCACUUCCCAACUACAUCAUCUUCCAUAUCCCAGCAUCUCACCCAGCAGAUGUGCACACACGCAUACAGAGCCCCGCUUGUCACUUUAUAAGGUUUGAAUAAGAAGCAGUUCUGUCUGUAUCUGUCUCAUCUACAGCACCAUGACUUCACUCCCUGACGCUCACAGCUGCUGGGAGGCAGGCGUAUGGGAGUAGAGAGCAGAUGAGGAAAGUACUGACGGUUGUUGGAGUAUACACUGUGUGAGAGAGGGUGGAGGUGGUGUUGGGUGGUGGUGGUUUGAGAGGAGGACAAACGCUGCGCAGCAUAGAGUCAACAUGUAACCCUAGCAUUUUAGCUCUCUGUGGUUGCCUUGUUUUUGUCAUGAAUGUAACUUAGAGGCACAGAAUCAGAAUUGUAAAACGAUAAGCUUGUACACAGCAUAGUAACAUUUAUUUUUAAUCAUCCAAAAAGGGAUUUCUAAUGAGCGGCUGCUGCAUAACGAGGCCUCUUGCAUUUUAGACAUGCUUGUAAAGUCCCAGGUACAGCUGGACGAGGUAUGACGGCAGCGACACUGUGAAUGUAUCAGGGUGAAGCUGCAGACUGCACCUUUAACUGAUGCAGCAUGACGAUGCUGAUGUGAAGCGAGCAGAUGAAACUCCCACCUCUCUCACUCCCCAUGGAUGCUUGCAAUCUGCUCUGGUUUUGUAAACACUAAGUAAACCUCAACUGCAAUAAAAUCUAAUGACAAACAA
Molecule: messenger RNA, 4032 nt
Organism: Epinephelus lanceolatus (giant grouper)
Lineage: Eukaryota; Metazoa; Chordata; Actinopteri; Perciformes; Serranidae
Gene: spire2
Product: spire-type actin nucleation factor 2
Biological process (GO): polar body extrusion after meiotic divisions; establishment of meiotic spindle localization; Golgi vesicle transport
Cellular component (GO): cytoplasmic vesicle membrane; cell cortex
Molecular function (GO): actin binding; microtubule binding
Source: RefSeq, a predicted model, not a curated record